AUGAGCCAGAUGCAUUCGGAAGAGUGGACGGAUCUGAAAGAGCUGGCGGCUGAGAGGUGUUUGCAGCAGCCUCAGGCAGGUCAGGGUUACCCGCAGCCCGCUGCACUGUCGCUGCUGGACACCGACCCCAGGGGAUGGCUGGCACCCGAUCUGCAAAGCGGAGGCACCUGCCCGGCUCACGGCGACUCCUACCUGUCUCCCGGUGGCUCCUCCUCGGAGGAGGAGCUGUUGCUGCUGGGGGCCGGGGCGGGAGCGGAGCCCGGCCGAUGCAGCGGACGGGGUAAGAGCCCAGUGAGGGUGCGGGAGCUUUGCAAACUGAAAGCGGGGGAGCUGGGAUGCCGGCAGCGGGCUCCGGCCAGCGGGGUGCAGAGACAGAGGAGGCUGGCGGCGAACGCCCGGGAGAGGAGGAGGAUGCACGGCCUGAACCACGCCUUCGACCAGCUCCGCGGGGUCAUCCCCUCCUUCAACAACGACAAGAAGCUGUCAAAGUACGAGACGUUGCAGAUGGCGCAGAUCUACAUCAGCGCCCUGGCCGAGCUGCUGCAGGGGGGAGAAGCCGAAGCUAACCCCCGGGCUCCGGGGAACUCCUCUCCCCCGGGUUGCAGGCGCUAUCCCCCCGGCCAGGGACACCCUCCUCCACCCCCUCCCCCACUGUUGCAAGCCGGCCCCAGGGCCCCGCCGUUCGCCUUCCAGGACGGGCCGUCCGCUUCCCCCGACGCCAGCAAGACCUCCCCCCACUCCCAGCGGAGUGACGGGGAGUUCUCCCCCCGCUCGCACUCCAGCGACUCGGAGGAUGUGCCCCUGGACCUGCCGAGCGAAGACGACGAGCUACCUGAAGCUCCGAAUUACCAAUAA
Molecule: messenger RNA, 855 nt
Organism: Rhincodon typus (whale shark)
Lineage: Eukaryota; Metazoa; Chordata; Chondrichthyes; Orectolobiformes; Rhincodontidae
Gene: atoh1a
Product: atonal bHLH transcription factor 1a
Exons: 1
Coding region: 1-855 (284 amino acids)
Molecular function (GO): protein dimerization activity
Source: RefSeq, a predicted model, not a curated record